AUGCCCGGUGGCAAAGGCUCAAAACAACCUGAGCGCAAGUUACGCACGCACGGACUUUACAGCAUGGAGUGGAGGCGCAUCAUUCUGGACGAAGGCCAUCAAGUCAGAAACCCUAAGACCAAAGGGUCCAUGGCUGUCUGCAGUCUCUUCUCCCGAUCGAGGUGGGUGCUGACUGGAACACCAAUCGUCAACUCGCUUGCAGACCUUUACUCAUUGCUGAGGUUCAUUGGUGUCAGUGGAGGUCUGGACCAGCUCGAGUUGUUCAAUUGUGUAUUGGUACGUCCGAUCAAGAAUGGCGAUGAGAGCGCUACAGCGUUGCUCAAGGCCAUCAUGAAGGCAUUCUCGCUGAGGAGGCGGAAAGACAUGAAGUUUAUCGACCUGAAGCUACCGAAGCUGGAGGAGUUCGUCCACCGUAUCGACUUCACCGAUAAAGAGAGAGAGCGCUUCGAAGCCCUUUUUGCGCAGGCCAAAGGUAUGAUGAAGACGUACACCGAAAAGAGAAAUAAUGGAGCCAAAGGUUCGUCGAGCGCAUAUCAGCAUCUGCUAGAGAUUCUGCUUCGGCUGCGGCAGUGUUGCAACCACUGGCAGCUGUGUGGCGAACGGGUCACAAAUCUGCUCGCACAGCUGGAAACGCAAAAGACUGUGGCCUUGACGCCUGAGAACAAGAAAGCUUUGCAGGAUGUUCUUCAAGUCCAGGUCGAGUCGCAGGAAGACUGCGCCAUUUGCCUGGAGACACUACACAACCCCGUCAUCACCACUUGCGGUCAUGCAUUCGGACAGGAAUGCAUCUCGAAGGUCAUUGAGACACAACACAAGUGCCCCAUGUGUCGUGCCGAGCUACCAGAUGACACUGUGCUUGUGGGUCCAGCCAACGAUUGCAGCGACGAAUCUGCUGAUGACGACAUGGACCUGACCCAAUCGUCUUCGAAGCUGGAGGCCUUGGUUAGAAUACUGGAAGCCACCAAGGGUGACGGCAACAAAACCGUGAUCUUUUCCCAGUGGACGCGUUUCCUAGACAUUGUGCAGUCGAGACUCGACAACGAAGGCUACAAGUACUGCAGACUUGAUGGUACAAUGUCUGCUUCCAAGCGUGAUGGAGCACUACAGGCUUUAGAGCAAGACAAAGGCACCACAGUCAUGCUCGCAUCCUUGGGCGUCUGCGCUGUCGGGCUCAAUCUGACGGCUGCGAACAAUGUCAUCCUUUCCGACACAUGGUGGGCUCCAGCGAUCGAGGACCAAGCUGUAGAUCGCGUACACAGACUAGGACAGAAACGAGAGACUCGAGUGUUCAGGCUCGUAAUGGAUGGCAGCAUCGAAGAAGAUACGCUUAUGGUUCAAGCAGACAAGCGCAAGCUGAUGAUGGUGGCCUUUUCCGAGAAGAGCAACAAGCGCGAUGGCGCUCGAAGCGGACGGCUUGCUGAGAUUCAGAGGAUACUGUCCCGCGAGGUCAACGACAACGCGCCGAAAACCACAACAUGA
Molecule: messenger RNA, 1479 nt
Organism: Fulvia fulva
Lineage: Eukaryota; Fungi; Ascomycota; Dothideomycetes; Mycosphaerellales; Mycosphaerellaceae
Product: Helicase-like transcription factor
Exons: 2
Coding region: 1-1479 (492 amino acids)
Molecular function (GO): ATP-dependent chromatin remodeler activity; ATP binding
Source: RefSeq, a predicted model, not a curated record